UUGGCAUAAGUUCAGUACAUACGCCACAUAGUUUCAUCAUUUCAUGGCUUUUAGUGAGUUGCUUAGCAACAAAAAUGUACACAUGUACGAGAAAAUUGAGCAACUCACAGGGCUUAACAACUGAAGCAAAAUGUUAUGAAAAUAAGAAAAUUUGAAGCAGCGUUCACAUCAACGGAUUAUAAAAAAAAAUUAUUUACACAUGUUUAAUCAAGGAACUAUUUCUGAAGACAAACAACUGAGGUAUAUAUUCGUCUUCAGUAUUUAUACUUAUAGUUCUGCGUUUUGAUUUUCUGUCCAGAAAUGACAAGAUGUAAACAUUGCAACUGCUACAACAAUCAACUAAAAAGCUCAGCUUUCAAUCAAACUGGAGAGUGUUACGAGUUACAACUAGCUGCCUACAAUGCUAUGACAAAUCAUCUACGCAGAGUAUUGUUAGCCAAGAGUGUGGUGGAUUCUGGAGACAUAGAUAGUGCAUUUAACAGUAAACGUAUCAAAUUCAGAGGAAAAACGCCGACUUGCAGACCAGAAGAAAAUAACAUUGUUAAAGAAUCUUUAUCCCAAAAUCUGAUCAACAGACUCGUUUAUGACACAAAACAUCACCCUAAUCAGCUUGUCAAAAUGAGCUUGGGAUUCUCUGGGAAUCGUAAGAAGAUGUAUAAUCGUUUAGAUGAGAUAAACAGUAGUGAUGAUUCCAUAGACUCUAUGAAUAAUCACAAGCUGUUGAUGUACAGAAGGGAAAAGCUUCAUGGGGAUAGAACAGCCUCUAAUAAACCUAUGGGAUUUCAUCAAAAGAGGCAAGAAUUGGGAGAAAGUCACAGCAAUAAAAAAAAUAAGCUGAAGACUGCUUUUGAUGACAGGAAAUUUUCAGCAAUGAAUAAAUCCAGCAAGUCUAAACAGGAAAAACAGAGAGAAUCUCAAACAUUGCGUACCAUAGUUCCAUGUGUUGCAUCAUGUUCAGAAAUAACGAUAUGUCCUAGAACACCCGAGUUAUCAAGAUCUUCUGCUGGUUCAAGUUGUAUUAUGAUUGAUCCAGUGAGAUCUUCCUCGAAUAAUGAUAUUGCUACAUAUAUCAAAUUUGUCUAUGAUAUAACUAAGGAAAUAAUGGACAGAGGCUUCUACUCAGAUGAUGAAAUCGAAGGGGUUUUUGAAAAACAUUUUCAAAGAAACCUUGGCAGAUUGAACGAGAAAAAGAUGCUUGGAGAAAUAAAGUGUCUGAAAAGGGCUUUGAAUAUUGACUGCGAUUCUGAUGACGAUGAUGAUGAAUAUGAACCAGAAGUUACCAAUGGGUUCAUACCCUGUUCAAGCAGUUUGGCUGACUUCCAAAGUACUUCAACGCGUUUAGGCGGAACCCUACCCAAGGUUGUUCAAUUAGAUCAAAUAGUUAGUGAAAUUUCACCCCCAGGUGAUUUGGAGCCUCUCCAGGUUUUGUGUAAUAAAUAUCGAUCAACUGCUUCUGAUGGAAUUGCUAAUGAUCAAUCUGGGAUAGUUGUCACCACUCAAGACGUUCUAACAACAUUAUUAGAGAUGGGCUUUGAUACUGAAAAAGCUCGAGAGAUCUGUGAAAAUCUGCAGACUAAAAGUAGGGAUCCAAUACUAGCACAGGGAUCAAAAUCAUCAAUGGAUAAAGACUAUUCGAUUGCCAGUGAUGUAGAGAAACCCAUACAUGGUUACACCUGUGUCUCUGACGAUUUGAAGUUCAAAGUUCCUGAAUCAACAGUACAGGAGAAUAUACUGGAAUUUGAGCCACUCGAACUUGUCGAUGAAACGGACGAAGAAAUUGUAGAAUCUGUUGAAUAGCUAUAUUAGAGGAACGAUCUCUAACAAAGUUCUGUGAGUGUGCCAGGCUGACUAGAUUCCUCAUGUGGCACAUUGGAAAUGAAUCUAGCAAAUCAGAAUAGCCAAUACCUGGGUAUUUAUUAUCAUCAUCCUAUAGUUGUUAUUCCCACUUGAAAAUACGACAUAAUACAAUAGGGUAUGAGCUAAAGGUUUACAAUACCAUUUGCCUAUAUGACAUAUGUCAGUUAUAUCUAAAGCUUAUUAUCGAUAUCGACAAAUAUUCAACAGGAAUAAAAUAUGUAAUAUAGUUAUAUUAUAUAAUACAUAUAUGUAUGUGUAGUGGAAAAAUAUAUAUCAACACCUAUCAUAUUGGCAUGUAAUCUAUAAAUAUGUAUAUUAUAGCAUAUAUACAUAUAUCAUACAUUAAGCAUGACACAAAGUUAACUAUACAUGAACAAUUUAAUCAUACGAUAAAUGAAUGUAUUUCUGAUACAUACAUAUAUACGUAUAUAUACAAAAUCUAAAAUAGCUGUCAUUG
This is a messenger RNA of Athalia rosae (coleseed sawfly), 2314 nucleotides long. RefSeq lists its product as uncharacterized. Lineage: Eukaryota; Metazoa; Arthropoda; Insecta; Hymenoptera; Athaliidae. Gene Ontology annotation, cellular component: ciliary basal body; axoneme. Gene Ontology annotation, biological process: microtubule cytoskeleton organization. The transcript has 7 exons. The record is from RefSeq and is a predicted model, not a curated record. The coding region runs from base 301 to 1797 and encodes 498 amino acids.